Podarcis raffonei (Aeolian wall lizard) is the source of this 3594-nucleotide messenger RNA. It is a transcript of the gene DYNC1LI2, whose product is annotated as dynein cytoplasmic 1 light intermediate chain 2. The transcript is spliced from 13 exons. Gene Ontology annotation, cellular component: centrosome; cytoplasmic dynein complex. The coding region runs from base 9 to 1511 and encodes 500 amino acids. The record is from RefSeq and is a predicted model, not a curated record. Gene Ontology annotation, molecular function: dynein heavy chain binding. Gene Ontology annotation, biological process: microtubule-based movement; microtubule cytoskeleton organization. NCBI's taxonomy places the organism in Eukaryota, Metazoa, Chordata, Lepidosauria, Squamata, Lacertidae.
CUGGGCGGAUGAGGUCACUCUUUGUGGUGGCUGCCGUUGGCAAGAUGGCGCCGGUGCUGGCGGAGAAGAAGCUGCUGGGGCCGGACGGGCCUGUGGCCGCCGAGUUCGCCAGCGAGGAGGACGAAGGGCAGAGCCUUUGGCACUCAAUACUGAGUGAAGUUGCCACACGAUCCAGGUCUAAAUUACCCACAGGCAAAAAUAUUCUUGUCUUUGGUGAUGAUGGCUCGGGCAAAACAACACUAAUGACUAAAAUCCAAGGAGCAGAGCAUGGGAAGAAAGGAAGAGGCCUGGAAUACCUGUACCUAAAUAUCCAUGAUGAAGACAGAGAUGAUCAGACCCGUUGUAACGUGUGGAUUCUUGAUGGGGACUUGUACCAUAAAGGGCUCUUGAAAUUCGCUGUUUCGGCAGAAUCGCUGCAAGAGACCCUUGUCAUUUUUGUGGCAGAUAUGUCUAGACCAUGGACUGUUAUGGAAUCCUUACAGAAAUGGGCAAGUGUAUUGCGUGAACAUAUUGAUAAGCUGAAAAUCCCCCCUGAAGAGAUGAGAGAUAUGGAACAGCAAUUUGUGAAGGCUUUUCAGGAAUAUGUAGAACCUGAAGAUGGGUAUCAGGGGUCACCGCAGAGAAGAGGCCCAUCAGGACAAGAUGAUGAAAAUGUAAUUCUACCACUUGGAGAUAAUGUUCUGACUCACAACCUCGGCAUCCCUGUGAUAGUAGUUUGUACAAAGUGUGAUGCAAUGAGUGUAUUAGAAAAGGAACUUGACUACAGAGAAGAACAUUUUGACUUCAUUCAGUCACACAUUCGUAGAUUCUGCUUACAAUAUGGUGCAGCCUUGAUCUAUUCAUCAGUUAAAGAGGAAAAGAAUCUUGAUUUGUUAUAUAAGUACAUUGUACAUAAAACAUAUGGCUUUCAUUUUAUCACACCUGCCUUAGUGGUAGAAAAGGAUGCAGUUUUCAUACCUGCUGGCUGGGACAAUGAAAAGAAAAUUUCAAUUCUACAUGAAAACUUCACAACAGUGAAACCAGAAGAUCCAUAUGAAGACUUCAUUGUAAAACCUCCUGUAAGAAAGUUAGUUCAUGACAAAGAACUUGCAGCGGAAGAUGAACAAGUGUUUCUCAUGAAGCAGCAGUCUCACCUUGCCAAGCAGCCAGCCACACCUACAAGAGCUUCUGAAUCUCCUGCACGAGGGCCUUCCGGAUCACCGAGACCCCAGGGCAGGGCAGGCCCUGUCACUGUCCCCAGUGCCUCGCCAAUAGCAUCUGUUAAGAAGCCAGAUCCAACAAUUAAAAAUAAUGCUGCAAGUGAAGGUGUGCUAGCCAGCUUCUUCAACAGUCUCUUGAGUAAAAAGACUGGCUCUCCCGGGAGUCCUGGUGCCGGAGGAGUGCAGACCACAGCCAAAAAAUCAGGGCAAAAAACAGUUUUGACGAAUGUCCAAGAAGAACUGGAUAGAAUGACUCGCAAACCAGACUCUAUGGUAACGACCAACUCCUCUCCGACAGAGAACGAAGCUUGAUUAAUGCUUGAACCUGCAUAUGUAAAUGACCAAAUAACUAUGUACAUUGAUCUGAUAAGACCAGGAGUUCUCUGCUAUGGCAGAUGCUAUAAGUUUUUCUUGGGGCAGGGGGAAAUGAAAUUUAACCUUCAUUGGCUUGUCCCAGUAUCAAGUGCACAUUCAGGAAGAUUUGCAUAUAAAAUUCCUCUGUUUUAAGAUAACCAUUUUAGAAUAUAAAUAGGGCAAUUCUCUUGAUUUGGGUGGCAAACAAGGUGCAGCUGCAAUUCCUAGGGAAGAGCACAGAGAAGUGAGAUGCGGGAUUCCUGUUGAAAAGCCACCAGUGGCUGCUGGCACUAAGGAUGAAUGAAGUCCCCUUUUCCAAGUAUACCAGAGUUGGCCAUUCAAAACAUAUUUAUACUUGGAGAGAAUCUGGUGUAGUAGAGUGAUGGUUAGAUGAAGAGAGUGUAAGAUGCUGCAUUUAAAAUAAGUGCAAGAUCUGGCUCAGAAGUGAAAAGUAUGUUGGACAGACUGGAGAAAAGCAGUAUUAAUACAUCCUGUGUUGAAUAGAGAUCAGAUAAUCAUGUUUUAAAAACAAAAGCCUUUACAAUUGGAAAGUGUCCAAAGCUUAUAUGCUGAGUAUCAUGGGAAUUUUUCUUGUUAUAAAUUGCAUUUUUGUUUUUUUGUUUUAACAAGAAGCUACAUGAAAUGUGGUGGGUGCCCUUUUUGUCACAGCUGACACAGGGAGAAGCUUGAUUAGACCAAGUGCCUGGCACAGUGACUGAUGUCUUUUGGAAGGUGCUUGAACCUCUUGUGCACUGUAGUACAAACAGUCUUUGUUUGUUUGACUUUACUUUGAAUAACUCAGUAACUUUUUAUAGUAAUGUAUAAUUUUGAAUCCUGUUUUCUCAUAGCUUCUGCCUUGGGUUUUCUUCCCUUUUCUAAAUGCCAAUCACAUGGCCUGUUAAGAGCAAUGAGUGACAUAUCACUUUCCCAUGAUGAAAUGUGUUAUGAAAUACAAAUCUUUCUUUUAGUAGCUGAAAACUCAGUCCUGCCUCAAGGUUUGUGAAACCUGUAAUAAUUUUCUUAUAGGCUCCCAAAAUUUUUGUUCCACUUCUCAGUAAAUUACUAGUGUUUGUAGGUUUACAUUGUUAAAGCAUAGAAACUAAUGACUUCAUUAUAGCCCUUUAGUGUAGCCUUUUAAAUGUGGAAAGGAAUCUUACAAUUGUCCCUCAUUGCUACUCAAAUAAUUACCCAUGGCCAGCUUGAGCUAUGAAAGACUCCCACAGUUAACUGAAAUGGCACUUUUGAGUUUCUGUACAAUAUAUUUGAAAAAGAAACACUACCUUGCAUUAUAGUACUAAACAUCUUUGUAAUCAACACACAGAAGGGAAAAAACCACCGUAUGAAUUAUGCAGAGUUUACUUUUUAUUGAUAAGGAUUUGUGUGUUAUGCUGAAUCUUGUUUCUGAAUAGAACAUCCCUAAUAUUUAUAUAUACAUACAUAUAUAUAUUGUUAAAUAUACAGAAUGAAUUGACCACUAACACAGUACUGGAUGUAAUUGCAAACCCUGUGUUACAUCAAGAGGCCGUCUCUUUGUUUUUGUAAGUCUGUCUAACACUAUCUAGAAAGCUAAGAGUAUUUACUUGCAUUAACUUAAAAGCAUGUUUACUUGUGCCAGUUAUGUGUUGUUGUUUUCCUUUCCUUUUUUUUACAUUUUUAUAAUUUCAGAACCUCAGUUACAUCCACAGUUGCCUGUAUCUUAAAUUGACGAGUUGUGGUUGGGGCAAUUUGGUGUGGUUCUGCUGGCAUAUGAUUUGCCAGAUGUAUGUUAAAGAAAACUGUGGCCACUCUAGCAGAUGUGACUUGCAUCCUGUCCUCGUGGCAUGCAGCUUUAUUAUACUGUUAGGCAGCUGCACAUUUUAUGCCAUGCAUAAGUGCAUGGCAUGUUGGGAUGGUUGAGUUCAUGCUGGGUUCUAGCACAGGGAACUUUACCACUGUCUCAAUCUCCUUGCCACAUGUGCAAAAGGCAUAGAACCAGCCUUAUGAUUGGCUGGCCAGUCUAGAGCUGAUUUUGGCUGCCUAGAGAUAAGGCAUAACAUAUUGG